This is a messenger RNA of Megalops cyprinoides (Indo-Pacific tarpon), 538 nucleotides long. Its product is annotated as cytochrome c oxidase assembly protein COX20, mitochondrial. Bases 107 to 460 code for a protein of 117 amino acids. Lineage: Eukaryota; Metazoa; Chordata; Actinopteri; Elopiformes; Megalopidae. Gene Ontology annotation, biological process: mitochondrial respiratory chain complex IV assembly. The record is from RefSeq and is a predicted model, not a curated record. The transcript is spliced from 4 exons. Gene Ontology annotation, cellular component: mitochondrion; mitochondrial inner membrane.
GGACGGACUAUGAAGUUGUGUAAACGUGCCCCUUUACAAAACGUAAGACGUACCUAGCUAGAAAACCUGCUUCCCAUUGAAGUUGUCCCGGGCAUCUGCAUCAUCAAUGGCGGGUGAAGGAGAAGAGGACAAGCAAAAGUCCUUCAAGCUGUUGGGGAUCUUGGACAUCCAGAACACCCCUUGUUCUCGGGAUGCUAUUCUGCAUGGUGCAGGAGGCUCUCUUGUCGCGGGGCUGGGGCACUUUUUAGCAACAAGUCGGGUUAAGAGAUCGUUUGACGUUGGUUUUGCAGGAUUCUUUCUGACGACUCUCGGAUCUUGGUUCUACUGCAGGUAUAACAAUGCCAGACUCCGCGUACAGCAGAGAUUUAUCCAGGACGGAAUUAAGAACAAAGUGAUGUAUGAAGGGACAAGUCUGGACCCCUCUCGGAAAACGAACAGUGGCUCCGCGGGAGGCUCUUGACGGAUUGAAGCUGUGGCUUGUGCCUGACCCUGUACUGGAGACGGUUCCUGCUGCUGGAUGAAGCACGCACGGAGCCCC